Messenger RNA from Helianthus annuus (common sunflower), 924 nucleotides. RefSeq names its product chromatin modification-related protein EAF7-like. The transcript has a single exon. The record is from RefSeq and is a predicted model, not a curated record. NCBI's taxonomy places the organism in Eukaryota, Viridiplantae, Streptophyta, Magnoliopsida, Asterales, Asteraceae. The coding region runs from base 1 to 924 and encodes 307 amino acids.
AUGUUGAUCGAUCAUGCAUAUCCAGAGAUUAAACGUGAUUUGAAGAAUGAUUUGUUAGUUCAGUCACACAUGAGCAACGAUUCUCUCAAGCAGCUUGCUAGAUAUCACCCAAACCAUCCAGAACCAAAGAUAGUUGCUGAAUUCUUCGGAUUUAUAAAGGAUGCGAAUUAUGUUGAUCCUGAUCCAGUCAAUCAUCAAAACUGGAGAAAUGAAGAAGAGAAGAAGGAAGCAGCUUAUGCUGAAGAGCUAAAAACUCUUGAGGAGUUCAAAACCACCCGAAAUGACUGGUUUGUCAAAGAAACGAGGAGGAGAGGCAAGAAGGUUACCCCUAAAUCACAGGAGGGUGAGGGGUCAUCUUCGCAGCCAAAGAAGAAACAAAAGAAAGUGGCUAAGACGUUAUUGAUUGAUGAGCCUGAGGUUGAGGAGCCGGCUGCAAAUGUUGAAGAAGAUCCAUAUGCUGAUAUUGAUCAAGUGAUGUUAAAUGUUGAUGAUUUAGUGUCUGAGCAAGCGGCUAAUGUGGAAGCUGAGAAAGAGAAAGUUCUUGAUGAUGUCGAAGGUGAUGAUGUCAAUAAAAGUAUAACAAGUUCUUCGAGUUCUUCUGAUGAAGAAACAGAUGAGACUGAACGUCUAAGAAGAAUUCAAGAAGCUACAGAGAAAGAGAAACAAUUAAAGAAGAGGAAGAGACAGGAGAAAGAUGAUGCUGCAUACGUACCAUCUCCUGAGCACGUUUCUGAAUCUCAAUCACCUUCGAGUGGUAAAAAGAAAGCUGGAGCAAGAAAAAGAAUUGUAUCUCCAAAAAUAAAGAAAGUUACUACAAAGAUUACAAAGCCGAAGAUAGUUCUGAAGAAGAAAUCGGCCAAAGAACCCAGUAAACCAUCAACACCACCACCAGAAUCUACCCCACAUCAAUCACCAAUACAAUGA